AAGCCUUGCGGUUUUACCGAGCCAUUUAUUUACCCUUACUUUGGGGGGUCGUUCAAUAUAAAAAUGACCAGUAUUAAUCUCACAAAUGACGCUCUGGUUCCCCGGUAUUUUCCAUUUUGGUAACUAUACUUCUGCAACUUCCCCUCUGUCUCUCUUUCGCAUUUCGCCCGAAAAGAAAGGUCCCAACAAUUAAUCUCUCUCUCUUUUUCAUCACGAAUAACCCAUUAAACCUCUUCUCGAGGAGGAAUAUUUUAUACCACCCACCUUCUCCCCCUGCAACAAAAUUUAUCUACAUGUUUUUUUAUGUUGUGAGCUUUACUGUGAGGAACCUGCACAGGCAUGGCUCAAAUAUCUUCCAUCUGCUGAGGCUCCUCUAAUCCCAAUCCAAAAAGGGCGUCUGGAUGAAGCCCAUUGGAAAGAGAAAGAAUGCAUGAUGCUGCACCCCCUGUGUUGCGUUUCCCUGGAGGGUCUUGGCGCUGCUCCUGCCGCAGGGUUCGGUCAGCCGGAAACCACCCCUCCUCCUCCUUGUCCUCCUCCUCGAGAGACGGCAGAGGGUUCUGGAUCUGAGGUAAACGUCGCCGGAGUCCUUUACAAAUGGACGAAUUUUGGAAAGGGUUGGAGGUCCCGCUGGUUCCUCUUGAGGGACGGCCUCCUCUCUUAUUAUAAGAUCCCAACCCCAAUCUACCACACUCACCCGUGCCCUAGAGAUGGAGGUCAUGGUGAUGAUGAGAUGAGGAGGACGGCCUCGUCCUCCGAUGUGCAGGUAAUUGGGAAUGGCCUCACCCGUGCUAACAGCGGAUCCGGCGGAAGAAGUCGCCGGAAAAAUGUGGGCGUAGUGCAUCUCAAGGUCUCAGCAUUUCGCGAGAGUAAGUCGGACGACAAACGGUUUUACAUAUUUACUGGUACAAAAACACUUUAUUUAAGGACUGAUUCCAGACAGGAUAGAGAGGCUUGGAUAGGGGCCUUAGCUUCUGUUAAGAAAUUAUUCCCUCAAAGAUCCCUAGGCAACAGGAUUGCACUUAUUAUUGAUGAAUUAUCUAUUUCCACUGAAAAACUUAAACUUCGCUUGCUUGAAGAGGGACUUGACCAGAGAUUGAUCAAGGACUGUGAGGAGAUCAUGCUCUCUGAAUUUUCAGAACUUCAGAGGCAAUUGAAGCUCCUUCAUGAGGGACGGGUUACUUUCCUGGACACUUUAAAGCAUUUGGAGGCUGGAAAUUUGGAUGUAGAAACUUCGGGAACUGAUGAGGGAUUAUCACAAUCAAAUGAAAAUGUUGGUUCCAGACGUAGCUCUAGAACUGAUAGUGAUGUUUUUAACAAUAAUGGAGAGAAAAAGCACGAGGAAGAGUCAGAUCAAGAUAAGUUCUUUGAUACAGAAGAAGAUUUUUGUGAUUCUAUCGCAGGAGGCAGAACUAAUGGGGCUUUGAAAUUCAUUGAAUGCUUUGAUAAUAUGAAGAAUGUGCCAUUGAAAACUGAAAAUGUUGACCAAGAAUACCCACAUGUUGAAAGGCGCAAGAAAUUACCGGAUCCUGCUCAGAAAGAGAAGGGCGUGAGUCUUUGGUCGAUGAUAAAAGAUAAUGUUGGGAAGGAUCUAACCCGAGUUUGUCUUCCUGUUUAUUUCAAUGAGCCAAUUUCUUCUCUUCAAAAGUGCUUUGAAGAUCUGGAAUAUUCGUACCUUCUUGAUCGAGCAUUUGAAUGGGGCAGAGGGGGGGACAGUCUCAUGAGAAUUCUGAAUGUCGCUGCCUUUGCGGUCUCUGGAUAUGCUUCUUCUGAGGGCCGACAUUGCAAACCAUUCAAUCCAUUGUUGGGGGAGACUUAUGAAGCCGAAUAUCCAGAUAAAGGACUUCGUUUCUUCUCUGAGAAGGUAAGCCACCACCCAAUGAUAAUUGCUUGCCAUUGUGAAGGAAGGGGAUGGAAACUGUGGGGUGAUAGUAAUCUUAGGAGCAAGUUUUGGGGCCGCUCCAUUCAAGUUGACCCUGUGGGAGUUCUGACCCUGGAGUUUGAUGAUGGUGAGGUCUUCCAAUGGAGUAAGGUAACAACAUCUAUCUAUAAUCUUAUUUUCGGCAAAGUAUACUGUGACCAUCAUGGAACAAUGCAAAUUAAGGGAAACGGCCUUUUUUCUUGUAUGCUCAAGUUCAAGGAGCAGUCUCUCAUUGACCGGAAUCCCCACCAGGUACAAGGGUUCGUCAAUGAUAAAAUGGGCAAAAAGGUUGCUACAUUAUUCGGAAAGUGGGACGACAGUAUGUAUUACGUGGCUGGGGAUGUUUGUACCAAGCCCAGGGGAUAUAACCCUUCUUCAGAUGCUACUCUCUUGUGGAAAAGAAGUAUGCCUCCACCUAAUCUCACUCGAUACAACUUGUCGUCCUUUGCCAUCACACUCAAUGAGCUAACACCAGGGCUGAAGGACAAAAUUCCCCCUACGGACUCAAGACUCAGGCCUGACCAGCGACACCUGGAGAAUGGGGAGUAUGACAUGGCAAAUGCUGAGAAGCUGAGGUUGGAGACAAGGCAGCGGAUGUCAAGGAAAUUGCAAGAGAAUGGGUGGAAGCCACGGUGGUUUCGGAAUGAUGUUGGAGAGGGAACAUUUCGUUAUGUAGGUGGGUACUGGGAAGCAAGAGAAGAGAAGAAAUGGGAUGGAUGUCCUUGUAUAUUUGGGCAGUUUACAGGAGACGUGAUUAGUGAUUCUUGAGAAACAAGCAGAAGGAUUACAUGGGUUAGUAGGUUGCAAUCUCUCUCUCUCUCCCCGUUGCUGAACUGUCAUCUUUUGGAUUUUGAACUGGAGCGGCAGAUCUGGAAUGGGUUCUGAGAAGGUAACGUGUUAUUCAACAACUGAAGGUAGGUGAGGUCGUGUAUUUCUAACUGAUUUUUUCCUCUCCAUUUUCAUUUUUUAAAAUCCUUGUUUAAUGUUGAAUGAAAUUUGAGGCCCAUGUAGUUCUGAUAUUGUUUGAUGUAUCCCCUCUGUAUUGGCUAAUUCAAUCCAAUAAUGAGAAUUUUUCUCUGCAAAUUUACUGAAGUGUGUUUUAAAUUCA
Messenger RNA from Amborella trichopoda, 3026 nucleotides. Its product is annotated as oxysterol-binding protein-related protein 2A. Gene Ontology annotation, molecular function: sterol binding. NCBI's taxonomy places the organism in Eukaryota, Viridiplantae, Streptophyta, Magnoliopsida, Amborellales, Amborellaceae. Gene Ontology annotation, cellular component: cytosol; membrane. The record is from RefSeq and is a predicted model, not a curated record.